AUGCUUGCUGGAGUGUAUCCUGUUGAAUGGCGAGACUUUUACAUGGGCGACAUGUUCUGCUCCUUGACAUACAGCAUGAGUGGCAUCGCUUUGUUCUUCUGUCUGUAUGCGCACGACUGGAACGACCCAUCGCAAUGCAACACAUCUCACCUACGCAUCACCGGGUUCCUUUCGGCGUUGCCCGGUGUGUGGCGCCUACUUCAGUGUCUUCGCCGUUACCGGGAUACGGGCAACAAAUUUCCCCACUUGCUCAACGGGGGAAAGUACACUGCGACGAUCCUCUUCAACGUAACACUGAGCAUCUACCGCUUGGAUAGACGGACCUCCACCAAGGCAGCGUACGUGACGUUUGGUAUCAUCAACGGCAUCUACACGAGCUUCUGGGACAUUUACUACGACUGGAGUCUGGGCGACCCGCGUGCCAAGCAUCCUUUUCUGCGCAAAGAGCUGGGGUACAAGAGGGUUUGGUGGUACUAUGCGGCCAUGUGCAUUGAUCCGAUUCUGCGAAACAACUGGGUCUUGUAUACGAUCAUCCCGCUCCAAGUGCAGCACUCGGCAGUGACGUCGUUUUGCGUAUCACUUAGCGAGAUUCUGCGCAGAGGCAUGUGGUCGGUGUUCCGCGUGGAGAACGAGCACUGUACCAACGUCGGACGGUUCCGGGCAAGCAGAGACGUGCCUCUGCCGUAUUAUAUUCCUGUUUCGGCGCAGGAAGACGAAGACCACUCGUCUGGCAUUCCGCGCGGACCCCAGACAAUCGACGAAGAGCAGCCCGACGAGCAACAGGCACCGACGCCGACGCAAGGUGUUCUCAAUCGCCCUGCCACAGCCACAGGCGCAGACGUCGAGCCUGCCCCGCCAACGUCGACGCGCAAACGUCGCGGCACGUCGGAUUCGUUCCGGCCUUCGCCUCUACAGCGCGCCUUUACGCACGUGGGAGACAUUUUCCGCGACGCACACGCACAGGACUUUGAGCGCAAGAUCAAACCGGAGCUUGGGCGUGAUCCGCGCACGGCUAACAAGGUGGACGACGAUAGCGACGACGACUCGGAGAAUGAUGAAGAGACUGGUGAGCUUUCCAACGGCAUUGUGGGUGGUAGUGGUAGUGGUAGUGGUAGUGGCAGCAGUGAUAGUGGAGCAGAGCAGCAUGCAGAAAGCGAUGGAGAGCGAGAAGUGGAGGCCGAAGUGGGGGAUAACGCGGAGCAGAGUGCAACAGGCAACAGGGGCGGUUGGAAACAAAGUGUGGGGGGCGCCACAAAUAGGCUUUGGCAUUGUGAUCAGCGCGCGUUCAGGUCCGCGCCGUGA
Molecule: messenger RNA, 1302 nt
Organism: Exserohilum turcica Et28A
Lineage: Eukaryota; Fungi; Ascomycota; Dothideomycetes; Pleosporales; Pleosporaceae
Exons: 4
Coding region: 1-1302 (433 amino acids)
Biological process (GO): cellular response to phosphate starvation; phosphate ion transport
Cellular component (GO): Golgi apparatus; cytoplasm; plasma membrane
Molecular function (GO): inositol hexakisphosphate binding
Source: RefSeq, a predicted model, not a curated record